Messenger RNA from Vigna umbellata (rice bean), 2271 nucleotides. NCBI's taxonomy places the organism in Eukaryota, Viridiplantae, Streptophyta, Magnoliopsida, Fabales, Fabaceae. The record is from RefSeq and is a predicted model, not a curated record.
CACCAGCGAAAGUUGUUGUAAUGAGUAAUCCUGCUCUAACUGUUGUGGUGUUGCUUCCUCUGCUCAUCCUCUCAGCACCAUUGCUGUGCAAUCUUUAGAACCCAAUUGUUCGAAGAAAUACCCUUGACAUAAAAAUGCUAUCUUUCGCAAUAACCAUACCUGUUGUUCCAGUAAUCACCAUUAACAAAUGGAAGCAGAGACAUCUGCAAAGGCUAAGGCAAAGGGUUUCAGCUUCUAUUCACCAUGACAGCCUCAGAGUCCUCGAAUGGGACAAGCUUUGCGAUGUAGUCGCUUCCUUCGCCACCACUUCUUUGGGUCGUCAGGCCCUCAAGGACCAGCUAUGGUCUCUGAAUCAAACUUUCGAAGAAAAUGUCUUCCUUCUCGAGGAAACCAAUGCUGCUGUUGAAAUGCACAGGCAUGGCACUCUCAGAUUGCACUUGGGGCACCUUGAUGCUAUGCUGGUCAAAACCGCCAUUCAACAUGCCCGGAGAAGUACACCAGUGAGUGGCAGUGAGGCACGGGCCAUUGUCACUCUUCUGCAGUGUGCUGAAAUUUUGCAGGGUGAUCUCAAGGCUGCAAUUAAGGAAGACAAAGAUUGGCAUGGUCGUUUCAUGCCUCUUACAGAACUGAUAUUGGAAUUUGUCAUCAAUCGGUCCUUAAUUAAAGUGAUAGAGCAAGUGGUUGAUGAAGAUGGAUCUAUUAAGGACUCUGCGAGUCCAGCCCUUAAACAUUCGCGACAACAAGUGCAAGUGACAGAGAGAAAGGUAAAACAGCUAAUAGAGAACAUAAUCAGGAGUGAAAGGAGUGAAACCUCAAUUCUUGAAAUGAAUAAUGUAGAUGGCAGGUGGUGCAUAAAAGUUGAUUCUAGACAAAAGACAAGUUUUAAGGGUCUAUUAUUGUCCAGUGGAUCAGGAAUUGGAAGUACUAUAGAGCCACUUUCUGUUGUGCCUUUAAAUGAUGAGUUGCAGCGAGCAAGAAGUUCAGUGGAAAAGGCUGAAGCAGAUGUGCUUUUGACAUUAACCAAAAAGAUGCAGUUGGACGUUGAAGAUAUUGAAAAGAUAUUGAACAGUUUGGUUCAACUAGAUGUGAUUAAUGCUCGUGCUACUUAUGGACUUUCAUUUGGAGGGUCAAGUCCCCAUAUAUUUUUGCCAGACAGGAGCAGCGCUUCUACUACAGAUGCCUUCUCAAGAAGGAAUGAAAAUUCCUAUGGACCAUUACCCAAAAAAAGGGAAUGGAAGUUGUAUCUUUUAAAAGCUUAUCAUCCUCUUUUGCUCCAUAGGCAUAGGGAGAAUUUGCGGAAGACCAAAAAGGACGUCAAUCAUGCUACAUCAGAUGGCACAGACAAUGCCCUACCAGUAGCAGUUGAUUUUUUGGUGUCUAAGAAAACUCGUGUUAUAGUUAUAACUGGUCCUAAUACUGGUGGUAAAACCAUAUGUUUGAAGACUGUAGGAUUGGCUGCUAUGAUGGCAAAAUCAGGUAUGUUCAUUUAAUUUAAAUUAUUGAGAGCCUAUUGAUAUUUAACCUUUGGUUUCUUGACAUGGUUUGGUUUUUUUGCUGGACAUGAAUAUCCUGUGACAUCUUCCUCAAACCUGGACAUGAUAAUUUGGAGGGGGAGUGAAUCAUUUGAUUUGUGAUCUAAUUUCAAUUAAUUCACUGUCUUCUCAUUCAUGAAAUAUACAUCAUACUAACUUACAACCUCUUAUAUUUUAAAAGGAAUAAGUUAACUAUUUAUGUACUAGGUGUAUUUUAAGAAAUUUGUAGUUAUAGCUUGCUAACAUAUUCCUUCUAAAAGAAUAAGUGUAUGCUAGCAAACUCUAUACGCCCACCUGUUUUUUAGGAGUAUUCUUGAUAUAAACUCAUGACCUACUAUUCACCAAGGUACAACUUUACCAUUGCAAUAGGAAGCAGAUGCUCACAAAGAUGUUGUUGAGUUUAAUGUUGGCAACAUGGGAAUGGCUAAUAUUUAUUCCCAAGGUUGAGGGGGAGUAUUAGAAAUCAACCCAUAAUAAAUUAUAGGAGAAUCACUAUUGUAGUUCUUGAGAGAGAGAGAAAGGAAACAGAAAAAGGUUGUCUUUCAACUUGUCUUAGUCUCAGACCUAGUUGUCAAUGUCUCAGAAAAGGGCUACCUACGGAGGGUUCUGAUCAGUGGAAAGUUCUGACUAACAGGAAGUUGAGUGAAGUGUCACCAAGUAAAAAGUUGUCAGGACAUCACCUAUUAGAGACGAGGCUCUAAUAGGAAGUUCGGUAUUAUGUGGUGCUUAAGUCUCACAU